UGAUGGCGUCUGUUUUGAAACUAAAGAUCAACGUUAAUAUCGAGUAAAACGAGACAUUCAAUAGAUAUAUAAUGUUUAAUUUUAAUAACAUAGACGAAACAGAAUGUUAAUGACUCUGUCGAGUUGGUUAUGAGCUCUUGUUCAGGUUUUCAAUGCAGUUCAGAAGCAUUUGAACCACGUCAGUCGCUAUGGAAACUUGUAGAGGAGUACUUGCCGUUGGAAGAACAGCGAGAAAUCAAGGAAAUUCUUGGAGAAGAUAUCAUUGAUGAAACUGCAGAUUUACACAGAGAGGUCUUAGUAUUAUUAGAGAUUUGGGAAGAUUAUCGAAAUGAAAGUGAAAACAGCAGCAAAGACAUUUUCUUGAAUCCCCACUGCCAGAGAUUGCCAGAACCUCCGGAAAUGAGAGAAAACCUAAAGAAGGAGAUACAACUCUUUGUGACAGCUUUAAAACAGCGAUCUGUGGAAAACGAAAGUAAUAAAGCACUGACACUAUCAAGACGAGAGAAGAGUAUAGUAGAGUACGCAUUCACGAAAUCUGAAGCAAGCUGUUUACCAAGAAGACCUAAGACCGCAGUGUGUUCAGACAGUGGACGUUCCACACCUUGCAGACCAAGUUCUUCUGGCAGUGGGAGCAGAUCAUCUUCAUCUCUUAGUGAUGUCAUGGAAUCAUUUCAGGAACAACUUAAUGUCCAGGAUGUUGACCAAUUAGCGGAUAGGUUGAGGAAUAUUUUAAAGGAGGAGAAAAAUCUAUUGCUAGAAGACAUAGCAUUCCUUCAGAAUUCGUUAUUUGAAGAAUCGCAUUUUGUGGAUAAUUUGCAAUCACAGAGUAAAGACGAGCCAACUCUUCAAGAGCUUAAAGAACUGGGAAUAAAACUCGAAAAAGAAAUGACAAUAAAAGGCACUCCUACAUCAUCAAUCCGAAACAGUUACUCAUCACCACCACGACGGCCUGCCAGACCAAGAAAUAUUGUACGCAGUUCAUCUUCUCCAAACAACAUGUUAGGAAAACCUUCAAGUCAUGAUAAUAAGCCAUCUGUAAGAUCCCCACCUCAUUCAGAAGAUGACAGAGUCUCACAUGCGCCACUAUCGCACGUUGCUUUAAAAAGAUCGCAGUCGGAAGCAUGCUCCCCGCCAGCAGCUGCCGUAUCACGCGGUUCCGACUCGUCCUUUUCUCCGCCCUCGGCUAUGGUGAAGAAGUCUGGGUAUAAAUCAUUGUCACCAUCGCCACCAACGUCAGCGAAGAGGAAUGGACAUGAAUCAUUAUCACCAUCACCGCCAGCGUCAGCUGUGGUGAGAAAGCCAGGUUCGAUGUUUCGGAAAGUAGUUCUUAAUGCGCGACAUGAUGAGAGUUAACCAAGGUUCAUGGCAAAAUAUGAAGAAAUCUUUUUACUGAAAAAGUCAGUGGUUUGCCACAAUUCUUUGCUACCUGUGACACUCAGCACAAUGUCAUGAUGACUGAACUAGCUAACCAGCAACUGAAUUCAAACUGACCACUUUAUUUAUCUGCAAUUUGUUGUUUGUUUUCUGAGACAAUCGGCUCAUUUCCGCUCGUUUUACAUAUAUUUUCUUAAGCUGUUACCCAUUUAGACAAGAAAUUGAGCCGAGCUUAUUGGACAAGAGUUUUGGUAAAUAUAUUUUCAUGAUCGUUAAUGCUAGUCAAAUGUUUCGUAACCAAGCUAUAUGGAUUGGCUGCAACACUUUCGUACGUGGGUCAGAAAGGGAACUAUAAAGUGUAAUGCGUUAGAUUUGAAAUUAAAAAAAAACUGCGAGAAAAAAGUUAUGUAUUUUUAUUGAACUGUAAAUAUUGAAGUGUGCUGUUAUAAAGUUCAACAUUUUUUAA
Messenger RNA from Dendronephthya gigantea, 1840 nucleotides. RefSeq names its product coiled-coil domain-containing protein 24-like. Lineage: Eukaryota; Metazoa; Cnidaria; Anthozoa; Malacalcyonacea; Nephtheidae. The record is from RefSeq and is a predicted model, not a curated record. The transcript is spliced from 10 exons. The coding region runs from base 130 to 1353 and encodes 407 amino acids.